CCAAAUCUUUCAAAACCAUACUCAACAAAAGAGAAGAAGAAUGAAAUCUCUAACAAUUCAAACUCUAGUCAUCACAAUUUUUCUCUUCACAAUCCCGACAUUAUUUGCAUCACCACCAACACUAGAGGACGUUUUCGCACAAUGUCUAACUGAUUUCAAACCUUCAAAUCCGAAAUCCCCUAUCCAAAACUUCAUAUACACUCAACAAAACCCUAAGUUCCUUACAAUCCUCAACAACUACGUCCGUAACCUUCGUUACUUCAACAACACGACACGCAAACCCGUCGCAAUUGUAGCUGCCGCUGAUGUCAGUCACAUCCAGGCUACGAUCACUUGCGCCAAGAAACUCGCCCUCCAGCUCCGGAUCCGCAGCGGAGGCCAUGACUACGAUGGUAUGUCGUAUGUAUCAACAGUUGAUUUUGUAGUCUUAGACAUGUUUAAUCUCCGAUCUAUCAAGAUCGAUCAUAAGCUCGACACCGCGUGGGUCGAAUCUGGUGCCAUACUUGGAGAGAUCUUCUAUGGAGUCGCCAACAAAAGCAAUGAUCUCCGUGGCUUUCCAGCUGGUAUAUGCCCUGGUUUAGGCGCUGGUGGACAUUUUAGCGGCGGUGGUUAUGGAAACAUGAUGAGAAAAUACGGUUUAUCUAUCGAUAACAUCAUAGAUGCUAAGAUCGUUGACGUUAAAGGAAGAGUCUUGGACCGAAGCUCUAUGGGAGAAGAUCUUUUCUGGGCCAUACGUGGGGGUGGAGCUGCUAGUUUCUGUGUUGUCUUAGCCUGGAAGAUUAAGCUUGUCCCCGUGCCGGCUAAAGUCACGGUCUUUAACGUUGAAACGGUUGGAAACAGAGGAAGCGUGAACACCACGGAACUUGUAGCCAAAUGGCAAGAGAUCGCAGACAAGAUCGACAAUGAUCUGUUCAUAAGGUUAACUUUAAGCUCAAGCAACAAAACCGUGAAGGCUUCUUUCAUGGGAAUGUACCUUGGAAACUCAUUGAAGCUUCUAAAAACCAUGAACGCGCAAUUCCCCGAGCUUGGUCUGAAGAAAACAGAGUGUAUAGAAAUGAAAUGGAUCGAGUCGGUUUUGUUUUGGCUAGGUAUCCCACCCGGUACAGCACCAACAUCGAGUAUGCUAAACCGAAUCCCACAAAAGCAAAUCUACCUCAAGAGAAAAUCCGAUUACGUCCAAAAACCGAUUUCAAGAACCGGUUUAGAUGCCAUAUUCAAGGUUCUGUUAGAGAACGAGAACGUCACAAUGGCUUGGAACCCAUACGGAGGGAGAAUGAGCGAGAUUCCAUCGACCAAGACCCCGUUCCCGCACCGAGCAGGAAACAUGUUCAAGAUUCAGUACGCAGCGAACUGGUUUGUUCCAGGGGAAGCAGUGGCUAAGGAUUGCUUGAGCCAAACGGAAAGAGUGUUCGAGGCAAUGAGCCCUUACGUGUCAAAGAAUCCUAGAGAAGCCUUCUUUAACUAUAGAGACGUUGACAUUGGCACGAGCAUGAACUCAACGUACAAGGAGGGUAAAGUAUACGGCAUGAAGUAUUUUAAGAAUAACUUCGAGAAAUUAGUUAAGGUUAAGAGUAGAGUUGAUCCCGAUAACUUUUUCCGGUAUGAACAGAGCAUUCCAGUGCUCUCCAGCCACUAGAGACUAGACUGCUAUUAACAAUUUCUACCAAAAAUUCUAUAUUAUGUUAACGUGCAAGAAAUAAUAUAUUAUUUGAUGUACAAGCCAAAGAGUUUGAGCUCUCUGCUUUCAUGGAAUUCAUCAAUUCAUGCAUAAAAAACCCUUUUUCUAGGAUUUGAAGACGAGGUAGCCCAUUGUUUUCUUGUAUGUAACCUUUGAAAAAUAUACAAAAGAAAAAGAGAAUAACACACU
Messenger RNA from Capsella rubella, 1867 nucleotides. RefSeq names its product berberine bridge enzyme-like 9. Gene Ontology annotation, molecular function: FAD binding; oxidoreductase activity. Lineage: Eukaryota; Viridiplantae; Streptophyta; Magnoliopsida; Brassicales; Brassicaceae. The coding region runs from base 41 to 1636 and encodes 531 amino acids. The transcript has a single exon. The record is from RefSeq and is a predicted model, not a curated record.